CCUGCAUGGGAUUCGAACCUGCGAACCCACGCAGAGUAAUUAGAGGUGCGGUGGCGAGCGUAUUCCUAACGCUUAGCCCGUUGAGCCACACUGCCGCGCCCAUCCCUGGUAGACCUAAUUUGUUCGUCUUUGAUGGUAACUGAAAAUCUCCUGAUUGUAAAGUUACUUGACUAGUUUAGGUACUACUGUACUACAGUACUAAACUGAAGUUUGACGGAACUGUGAUGUGAAUGUUGCGGAACAAUGUUCGGGCAUUUCUUAUUUGUAGCAAAAUUGGGAUAUAGUCUAGGCUAUAUUUAUAUGUAAUGUUGGAUUUAUAGAACUUUUUUGUGUAUACUAAAAGUAUUGAAAAAGACAGAAAGACCUUGAUGCUGUAAAGAUGGAGGUUGAUGGCCCACAUACGAAUUCAUCUGAGUUGACAUUUCUAGAGGGAUUUCGCGCAACAUUCUAUGUUGUUAUGCCUUCAGACAUAUUUGAAAAAAUGAGUGAAGUUCCGAAUUAUAUUACUGCUGCGAUUCCUCAUUUUUUCAUUCUUAUCUCUUUGGAGAUGAUGAUUUUGUACCAGAAAGGAAAGGAACUUCGUAUAAAUGAUAAAAUAACCAGCAUUGGGGCUGGUAUGUACAGUCAAGUGUUGGAACUUGCUGGUUUGAAGUCGAUUGAGUUUACUUUAUAUGUUUACAUUUAUAACCAUUAUCGUGUGUAUGAGAUGGAGUGGAAUUCUAUAUGGACUUGGAUUUUCAUGGCAUUGGCAUAUGACUUUCUAUAUUAUUGGUUUCACAGACUAGCUCAUGAAGUGAAUAUUCUUUGGAACACCCAUCAAACACAUCACAGCUCUGAAGAUUAUGUGUUGACAACAGCGUUACGUCAAUCUGCUUUCCAAACAUAUGCUUCAUUUAGCUUCUACCUUCCAGCAGCAUUGCUUAUACCACCCAGUUCUUUCAUGGUGCACAGACAAUUGAAUCUGCUAUAUCAAUUUUGGAUUCACACAGAACUUGUUGAUUCACUUGGACCUCUGGAAUAUAUCUUGAACACGCCAAGUCAUCACCGAGUGCAUCAUGGUAGGAACCCAUACUGCAUUGAUAAAAAUUAUGCUGCUGUUCUUAUCAUAUGGGACAGGAUGUUUGGUACUUUUCAGCCUGAAAAAAAGGAUGAGAAAGUUGUAUAUGGGCUAGUGCAUCCCAUUGAUACAUUUGACAGCAAUGCCAUUCAGGUUUCCCAUUACAUGAGUUUCUGGAAAAGAUUGCAACAGCAUGAAACUAUUGGAAAUAAAUUGAGAUUUAUUUUCUAUGGACCUGGUUGGAGUCCUGGAACACCUCGGCUUGGUAACCCCGAAGAUUUACCAAAGAUUGUGUAUCCUGUUAAUGUCUAUAACCCAGAUGUUAGUGACUGGUUAAGUGCAUAUACUAUGCUGCAUUUUCUGGUUGCUGUGUCUAUCUUCAGUCAGGCAACGUUUCUUCACUCAUCUUUGCCAACAUCAGCUAUUAUUAGUUCGUCAAUAUUCAUUUUAUCAAGUUUAACUUGCUUUGGAUACUUAUUUGAUAAGAGACCGUUUGCGCAGUUUACGGAAUUGUCAAGAUGUGUACUGUCAUCUUCUUUUAUGAUCAUGUAUUUCUUUGAUGUGUCGAAAAACAUGAGGAUUCCGGAAAUCAUACUGGCAGCGGUCAUCGGUCUAUUCCUUUUGUCGGCAGUCAUGUGGAUAGUGAGGAUGCUCAGUAGUGCUGAUUCCAAGAGGAAAUCAUUGUAGUUCUUCAAAUUUUAUAUAUAUAUUAAAUCAUUCAAUUCUUCAUUUUUCUUCAAUUCAUUCAUAUAUUAAAUUUCACUUUUUUAAUUCAUUCAUAUUUCCACUUUUUAUGGAAACUGAAAAUAAUCUGCCUAUGCACAUUUUAAAUUGAUACAAUUCAUUUUAUAUUACAAACAUUCAACAAUAAUAUGCAUGAUGUUAACCUGAUAAUCAAUUUCAAUAGUACUUACGAAAGCGAUUGUUUAAUUAGAUCAGGCGGUGGGCAACCUACGGCCGCGUGCCAGAUCCGGCCCAGCCUGCGAUGCUUCACUGAAUUAUAUCGACAAAAUGACUGUUUCCACGAUUAUAUUCUUCAGGUGACAGAAUUUUUUGUGAGAUACGUGCAGACUAAAUUAUAUUAUAACCUAACAAUUUAAUGAACAAGCUACUCGUUCAAAGAGCUUACACUGUAAUUAUAAUUAGACAAAUGUCAACAAACUCAGAAUAGUUGAUGCUGAAUGCAGCGGGUUCAAUGGCGCAGAAAAUAUUGAAUGCAAUGAGGAAAUAUGAUCCAUAUUCUAUUCGAGAGGUGUAUCACUGCUUGAUUUUUAUGAUGAGUAUCUUCUUGAAGAAAAACUCUAUUCAAAUUUAAUAAUAUAUGUGUAGGCUUUUACAAUCAAUCAAUUUU
Molecule: messenger RNA, 2408 nt
Organism: Styela clava
Lineage: Eukaryota; Metazoa; Chordata; Ascidiacea; Stolidobranchia; Styelidae
Product: alkylglycerol monooxygenase-like
Biological process (GO): lipid biosynthetic process
Cellular component (GO): endoplasmic reticulum
Molecular function (GO): iron ion binding; glyceryl-ether monooxygenase activity
Source: RefSeq, a predicted model, not a curated record